Molecule: messenger RNA, 660 nt
Organism: Pieris rapae (cabbage white)
Lineage: Eukaryota; Metazoa; Arthropoda; Insecta; Lepidoptera; Pieridae
Exons: 6
Coding region: 79-660 (193 amino acids)
Source: RefSeq, a predicted model, not a curated record
CUUAAGUAUACAAGUCAUUUUCCUAAAGCAACACACGGUUCGUCAAAUUCUUGGCGACGUUUAGAAUUAUCGCGCGUUAUGUGGAUUCUUAGUUGUUUUAUAAUAAUUUACAGCUUAAAUGUGACUGUGCAAGGACUGCAAGCACAACACAAUAGACAGAGAAGAUACCUCAUAUUUACUCCUUUUACGCAAUGGGGGGUUUUUUCUACAGUAGCGGUGCCUUUAGAUACGGAAGCCACUGUGAGUGUCGCAUGGUUCUUCGAGGCAAACUACUAUACUGUCGACAAUGCGACGUGGUUGGAACCACUUUUGGGGGAUGUUGAAAUAAGCAAACGAGAACAUCGCAGUAUCGAUACUAGGAAGAUAUUGACAAGAAAAUAUUUCUACACAUUCAUAGAAAAUAUGCUUGAAAACCAUGGCCACCCGGGACAGCAUUGCCUGCUCAGAGCCAUUUGCGAGAAUGCCACCUCGCAUUUUCUGCAUAACGGCAUCCUAGGCGAUUUGCUUCACCUCCUACUUACACCGUCAACAUCGAUGUCAGAAGAUGAUAUAGAAGAUUGUUAUUAUGAAGCAGAGUACUGGGGCCUAGAAGACAAAUGUUACUACUAUGAAGAUGCUUGUUCGACAAGUCCUUUAGACUAUAUGUCUUUUACAUUAUAA